AAUAAGGAGGGUUUUCUGACUCGUCCCCAUGGGAGCCACAUGAUGGGGUGACAGUCACAGCAGAAAGCACCGUCUGGCCCUGCUUCCCCAUGGCCGUGCUGCCUGGAUGCUAGGCUGGGCCAUGGGGCUGCAGCUCUCCCAGACCUGACCCCCCAGCGGGGGCUGGGUGUUCGGGGUGGCCCAAAUCCUGCCCCAGCAGGAGGUCACGGGGAGAGCAGCCACAGGCAGAUCUGGGGCCCUGUGCUGAGUGCUCCAGGCAUUGCACAAUGACCCCGAACUGCUCAGGCCUAAUCCUGCUGUGCGAUGCUGCUCCUGAAGCAAGCGGGUGCUCAGCCCUCCCUGGGGUGCUGGACUGGCUCAGGGGUCUCCGGCAGGACAGCAGGGUGCCCCUAAGAACAGAUCCAGAGCUGCUGGUCCCCAGAGCUGCUGGUCCCCAGGCUGGGGCUGACUCAGCUCUGCCCCACAGCAUCACGUGAAGCCAGGAGAGAGCUUUUGCCAUACCCCCCCUUCUCCCCCCCCCGUUUCCUCCUUCUCUCCAACACUGUGCAGACCCAGGCGACUGCCAAAAUUUUCCAGCUGCCUCCAACUUCCUCAAUCCAGCGGCAUAAAAGAGCUGUGGAUGCGGCAGCUGCAUCCCCAGUCCAGGCUGCAGCACGCUCCCACUGACAGCAGGGCAGAAUGCUGGGGAUGUGGUGGCCCACACUGCUGGUCCUGUUUGUCCCCAUGGUGGUGGCCCAGCUGCACCCUGAGCAGGCGCUGGAUAUCCAGUGGGACCUGUGGAAGAAAACCUACCGCAAGCAGUACAAUGGUGAGGCGGAUGAGGUGGCACGGAGGCUGAUCUGGGAGAAAAACCUCAAGUAUAUCAACACUCACAACCUGGAGCAUACACUGGGUGUCCAUACCUUUGAGCUGGCCAUGAACCACCUGGGUGACAUGACCAGCGAGGAGGUGGUGAGGACAAUGACGGGCCUGAAGGUUCCCCAGAGCCGCCCACACCGCAAUGAGACGCUCUACAUCCCUGACUGGACUGACAGAGCCCCUGCUGCUGUGGACUGGAGGAGGAAGGGCUACGUGACUCCUGUCAAGAACCAGGGUCAGUGUGGCUCGUGUUGGGCCUUCAGCUCAGUGGGCGCGCUGGAGGGGCAGCUGAAGCGGAAGACGGGGAAGCUGCUCUCGCUCAGCCCUCAAAACCUGGUGGACUGCGUGGCCAACAACAAUGGCUGCGGUGGUGGCUACAUGACCAACGCCUUUGAAUAUGUCCGGCAGAACCGCGGCAUAGACUCGGAGGAUGCCUACCCCUACAUUGGCCAGGAUGAGAGCUGCAUGUACAGCCCCACUGGAAAGGCAGCCAAGUGCCGUGGCUAUCGGGAAAUUCCUGAAGGCAAUGAGAAAGCUUUGAAGAGGGCUGUGGCCAGGAUUGGACCUGUCUCUGUGGGCAUCGACGCCAGCCUGCCCUCCUUCCAGUUCUACAGCCGGGGUGUGUAUUAUGAUGAGAGUUGUAAUGCUGAAAACAUCAACCAUGCAGUGCUAGCGGUGGGCUAUGGCACGCAGAAGGGCACCAAGCACUGGAUCAUCAAGAACAGCUGGGGCGAGGAGUGGGGCAACAAAGGCUACGUGCUCCUGGCACGCAAUAUGAACAACGCCUGUGGCAUCGCCAAUCUUGCCAGCUUCCCCAAGAUGUGAGAGCUCCCGGCCUGCUCCCUUCCUGUGCCCAUCAGGCUGCCCUGCCCUGCUUCUGUCUUCAGACUCACACCUUUCGUUCUCGGUCUCCAAAGCUGCUGUCGCUCCAGGGGCAUUGCUGCUUCCCCAUGAGAAAUCUCACCCAGGUGAGGGGCAAGUCCCCAGCCACAGAGAAACGCUGCCAUCAGCUCACCCCAGGCCCCAUCAGCAUGAUGUGUGCCCGAUGCCACCUUCCCGGAGCAGUGGAUGCUUGGGGCCAGGCUUGGUCAGCUCCAGGGAGGCUGAUCUGUCUGGAGACGAUUGUGCAAACUGGCUUGGUGCUGGUCUCUGCCUCUGGGAACCAGACAUGGACCUCCCUGUGCCGAGGGUGUGGAUCUGGCCCUCCUGCCCAUCUCCCCCUGCAUCCCAGGGGGCUGUGGAAAAUAUGAUUAUAUUUUUAAAAUAAACACUGUUGGGAAUAAA
Cygnus atratus (black swan) is the source of this 2142-nucleotide messenger RNA. It is a transcript of the gene CTSK, whose product is annotated as cathepsin K. Bases 679 to 1683 code for a protein of 334 amino acids. Gene Ontology annotation, cellular component: lysosome. Gene Ontology annotation, molecular function: cysteine-type endopeptidase activity. The transcript has 8 exons. NCBI's taxonomy places the organism in Eukaryota, Metazoa, Chordata, Aves, Anseriformes, Anatidae. Gene Ontology annotation, biological process: immune response. The record is from RefSeq and is a predicted model, not a curated record.